Molecule: messenger RNA, 1071 nt
Organism: Oncorhynchus gorbuscha (pink salmon)
Lineage: Eukaryota; Metazoa; Chordata; Actinopteri; Salmoniformes; Salmonidae
Product: DNA-binding protein inhibitor ID-1-like
Exons: 2
Coding region: 153-533 (126 amino acids)
Biological process (GO): negative regulation of transcription by RNA polymerase II; cell differentiation; circadian regulation of gene expression
Cellular component (GO): cytoplasm; nucleus
Molecular function (GO): protein dimerization activity; transcription regulator activity
Source: RefSeq, a predicted model, not a curated record
UGCAGCGUGAGUUCCCUUCAGAGCCACAAACUGUCAAAAUUCGCUUGACUGUAACAGUCUGAGAAUUCUCACCAGGAUACCAGAACUCGCAUCUACUUGACCUCUUUUUCGUAUAUUGCUCUUCACUCUUCAAGACGUCAGAACAAGAGAAAAUGAAAGUUGUCGGAUCUACCUGCACUCUCAAGAACACCGAGGACAUGGUCCGGUGUCUCUCCGAACAGAGUAUGGCCAUCUCCAAGUGCAAGAUCCCAAUGCUGGACGAGCAGAUGAGUGUAUUUCUGCAGGACAUGAACAGUUGCUACAGCAAGCUGAAGGAGCUGGUGCCCACUCUGCCAGCCAACAAGAAAGCCAGUAAGAUGGAGAUUCUGCAGCAUGUUAUCGACUAUAUCUGGGACCUACAGGUCGAGCUGGACGCACCCGGCAAACAGCAGGCCACAGAUGCACCCCGGACCCCUCUGACAACCCUCAAUGCAGAAAUCGCCAGCAUCUCUGUGGAGAACGGAUGCUCCGACGACAGAAUUCUCUGCCGCUGAUUAAGCAACAUAUAACCAUUAACCGAAGCAACAUGAACGGUGUUUUCGCCAGCCAUGGAUGACAUUUCGUCGCAUUUUAUGUCUUGCAUCAAGCAGUGAAGCGACGUGAAAAUCCAUGAUAUGCGUAGAUAAACAUUCUGAGUUGAAACUACGAAGUGUCAGGUCAGGAGAGCUGUCCCCACGCAGCCACAGGUGUCCUGGUGUCACCAAGAAGAGCGGCGCGCUCCGGGAAGACGCGUGCUGGUCGAGCUGAGACUGAGGAUGGUCAUCAACAACAUAGCAUCCUAACCCAACGAGCUCUCCUCGAUGUUGAUACAUGUUGGACUUUAUGCGAAAUCAUCUUUCAUUCCUUAUGAUAUUUUCUGUCUUUUGAGCAAUUUAUAUGUAGAAAAUAUUUAUAUUUUAAAAUGUCAAUUUCUCAGAUUGCUGAGCUAUAUUUGUAUUGUAUAUUACAAUGAUUCAGAUGUGAUCCCCAAUAUUGUUUUUAUAACAAUGUACUUCUCGUGUUUUUAUUAAAACAAUAUAUGUUAGGUGAGAA